This is a messenger RNA of Spea bombifrons (plains spadefoot toad), 5919 nucleotides long. RefSeq names its product SWI/SNF related, matrix associated, actin dependent regulator of chromatin, subfamily a, member 2 (gene SMARCA2). Gene Ontology annotation, biological process: chromatin remodeling; positive regulation of transcription by RNA polymerase II. The transcript has 34 exons. NCBI's taxonomy places the organism in Eukaryota, Metazoa, Chordata, Amphibia, Anura, Pelobatidae. The coding region runs from base 162 to 4910 and encodes 1582 amino acids. The record is from RefSeq and is a predicted model, not a curated record. Gene Ontology annotation, molecular function: histone binding; ATP binding; DNA binding. Gene Ontology annotation, cellular component: RSC-type complex; nucleus.
GACAUGUUUGAUCACGAUGACAUGACGGAGGGGAGGAGGAGGAGGAACAGGAACAGGGCCUGAAGCUGUACCUUCACACUCAGAAAAUACACCCACACAUUUAAGGGCUGUUGUGUCCCCCCCAAAACACCCGGAUCUGCUGAGCAGCCACAGAUCAUUCAAUGUCCACACCAACAGAUCCGGGUGCGAUGCCCCACCCAGGGCCUUCUCCAGGGCCGGGACCAUCUCCAGGACCUAUACUAGGGCCAAGCCCAGGACCGGGGCCAUCUCCUGGAUCAGUACAUAGCAUGAUGGGCCCAAGUCCCGGACCACCUAGUGUACCUCACCAACUUCCCAACAUGGGCCCAUCAGAUUACCCACAGGAGGGCAUGCAUCAGAUGCAUAAGCCACCCAUUGACAGCAUGCACGAUAAAGGAAUGGCUGAGGAUAUGCAUUGUGGGACCAUGAAGGGUUCAAACAUGAGACCACCCCAUGCAGGAAUGGGUCCUCCUCAGAGCCCCAUGGAUCAACACAGUCAAGGAUAUAUGUCACCGCACCCUUCCCCUUUGGGAGCACCUGAACAUGUAUCCAGUCCAAUGUCUGGGGGUGGUCCAACUCCUCCACAAAUACCACCAACGCAACCAGGUCUCAUAAUGCAAGGAGAUCCACAAGUUAUAAGUCAGCCAAGCCGGGGUCCUUCGGCAUUUAGCCAGGGCCAGCUUCAUCAGCUAAGGGCUCAGAUUUUAGCCUACAAGAUGCUGGCGAGAGGACAGCCUUUGUCUGAGAACCUGCAACUUGCUGUACAAGGGAAGAGGACACUGCCUGCCAUUCAACAGCCGCAACCGCAGCAGCCGCAACCUCAGCAGCCACCGCCGCAGCAGCCCGCUGCUAAUUAUAACAGGCCACCUGGUAUGGGAAUGCAUCCCAUGGCCGUCCCUCCUACCGGGGCAGGACCAGCACCAGGAAUGCCAGGACAUGCUGCUAGUAUGACUCCAAAACCUUGGGCAGAAGGACAAGGUCCUGACAUGAGUGUUCCAAGCACUCCCCAGAAGCUUGUGGUGCCACCUCCUAGUGGGAGACCUUCUCCUGCACCACCAGCUGCUCCUCCAACUGUUGCUCUACCUGGUCCAUCUGUUCCUCAGCCAACUCCUGGACAACCAGCACCGAUUAUUCAGCUCCAGCAGAAACAAAAUCGGAUUAGCCCUAUCCAGAAGCCUCAGGGCCUUGACCCUGUUGAAAUACUCCAGGAAAGAGAAUACAGGCUUCAAGCUCGCAUUGCUCACAGGAUUCAAGAGCUGGAAAACCUGCCAGGCUCCCUGCCUCCUGAUUUGCGAACCAAGGCUACAGUGGAAUUGAAAGCCCUUCGACUUCUGAACUUCCAGCGUCAACUAAGGCAGGAAGUUGUUGCAUGCAUGCGUCGGGACACCACGCUCGAGACCGCCCUGAACUCUAAGGCUUACAAGCGAAGCAAGAGGCAAACUCUACGUGAAGCCCGGAUGACUGAGAAGCUGGAGAAGCAGCAGAAAAUUGAACAGGAAAGGAAACGUAGACAAAAGCACCAGGAAUAUCUCAACAGUAUAUUGCAGCAUGCUAAAGACUUUAAAGAGUAUCACCGAUCUGUUACUGGAAAAAUUCAGAAACUGUCUAAAGCAGUUGCAACAUGGCAUGCAAACACAGAGCGCGAGCAAAAGAAAGAGACCGAGCGCAUUGAGAAGGAGAGAAUGAGAAGGCUAAUGGCAGAAGAUGAAGAAGGCUACCGUAAGCUGAUUGACCAGAAGAAAGAUCGGCGUCUGGCCUACCUUUUGCAGCAGACUGACGAGUAUGUGGCCAACCUGACUAGCUUAGUGUGGGAACACAAACAAGCACAGGCUGCCAAGGAGAAAAAGAAAAAAAGGAGAAAGAAGAAGGUGGAGGAGAAUGUAGAAGGAAUGGGGUCUGGCCUUGGUCCUGAUGGGGAGUUUAUAGAUGAGAGCAGUCAGAUGAGUGACCUGCCUGUGAAAGUUAUACAUACUGAAACAGGAAAAGUACUGCUUGCACCAGAGGCACCCAAAGCUAGUCAGCUUGAUACAUGGCUGGAAAUGAACCCGGGAUAUGAAGUGGCCCCGAGGUCUGACAGCGAGGGCAGUAGUUCUGAGUAUGAAGAGGAGGAGGAUGAUGAAGAAUCAAAUAAAAUGGAAACAGAUGAAAAGAAACACUUGGUUCUGAAUAAGGAAGACGUUGAGGAGAGCAGUGCUAAGCACAUUAUUGAGACAGCCAAGCAAGAUGUGGAUGAUGAGUACAGCAUGCAGGCAGACCCUCGCCAGUCUCAGUCCUAUUAUGGGGUGGCUCAUGCCAUCAUAGAGAGGGUAGAGAAACAAGCAAGUCUUCUUGUCAAUGGAACCCUGAAGCAUUACCAGAUUCAGGGCUUGGAAUGGAUGGUUUCUUUAUAUAACAACAAUUUAAAUGGCAUUCUUGCUGAUGAAAUGGGGCUUGGAAAAACAAUUCAGACUAUUGCACUCAUAACAUAUCUGAUGGAGCACAAGAGGCUUAAUGGCCCUUAUCUCAUUAUUGUUCCACUUUCGACAUUAUCUAAUUGGCAAUAUGAAUUCGAUAAAUGGGCUCCUUCUGUCGUGAAAAUCGCUUACAAGGGUACACCUGCCAUGAGACGCUCUUUAGUUCCCCAGCUCAGGAGUGGGAAGUUUAAUGUGCUCCUGACAACCUAUGAGUACAUAAUCAAGGACAAGCACAUUCUUGCAAAGAUCCGAUGGAAGUACAUGAUUGUGGAUGAAGGCCACCGGAUGAAGAAUCACCACUGCAAGCUCACUCAGGUCUUGAACACCCACUACGUUGCUCCAAGACGCAUACUGUUGACGGGAACCCCUCUUCAAAACAAACUUCCAGAGCUGUGGGCCCUUUUGAAUUUCCUUCUGCCGACCAUCUUCAAAAGCUGCAGCACCUUCGAGCAGUGGUUCAAUGCUCCUUUUGCCAUGACAGGAGAGAGGGUGGAUUUAAAUGAAGAAGAAACCAUCCUGAUCAUAAGACGUUUACAUAAGGUGUUGCGUCCAUUCUUGCUGAGGAGAUUGAAAAAGGAAGUCGAGUCGCAGUUACCCGAAAAGGUGGAAUAUGUCAUUAAAUGCGAUAUGUCGGCUCUUCAGAAGGUCCUAUACCGACACAUGCAGGGGAAGGGGAUCCUUCUCACAGAUGGAUCAGAAAAAGAUAAGAAGGGCAAAGGUGGAGCAAAAACACUUAUGAACACCAUCAUGCAGCUAAGAAAAAUAUGCAACCAUCCAUUUAUAUUCCAGCACAUCGAGGAAUCUUUUGCUGAACAUCUUGGUUACGGCACUGGAAUCAUUAAUGGGCCUGAUCUUUACAGAACCUCAGGAAAGUUUGAGUUACUUGACCGAAUACUACCAAAGCUGCGAGCCACAAAUCAUCGGGUUCUACUUUUCUGUCAGAUGACAUCACUCAUGACUAUCAUGGAAGACUACUUUGGUUUCCGGGGCUUCCUUUACCUGCGACUAGAUGGUACAACCAAAUCAGAAGACCGUGCUGCUUUGCUGAAAAAGUUUAAUGAAGAAGGCUCUCAAUUCUUCAUCUUCUUGCUGAGCACCAGAGCUGGAGGCCUUGGUCUUAAUCUUCAGGCUGCAGACACAGUCGUCAUAUUCGACAGUGACUGGAAUCCUCAUCAGGACUUACAGGCACAAGAUCGAGCCCACAGAAUCGGCCAGCAGAAUGAGGUGCGAGUGCUACGUCUGUGCACCGUCAACAGCGUAGAGGAAAAGAUUCUAGCAGCUGCAAAAUACAAGCUGAACGUCGAUCAGAAGGUUAUCCAAGCUGGCAUGUUUGAUCAGAAGUCCUCAAGCCAUGAACGGAGGGCGUUCCUUCAAGCUAUAUUGGAACACGAGGAGCAAAAUGAGGAAGAAGAUGAAGUUCCUGAUGAUGAAACUCUGAAUCAAAUGAUUGCACGAAAUGAGGAAGAAUUUGAACUUUUUAUGCGUAUGGACCUGGAUCGGCGUAGGGAAGAUGCCCGUAAUCCAAACCGCAAACCACGUCUGAUGGAAGAAGAUGAUCUGCCCUCAUGGAUCAUUAAAGAUGAUGCUGAAGUUGAGAGGCUCACUUGUGAAGAAGAAGAGGAAAAGAUGUUUGGAAGAGGCUCUCGCCAGCGUCGAGAUGUGGAUUAUAGCGAUGCCCUCACGGACAAACAGUGGCUUAGGGCUAUCGAGGACGGCAAUUUGGAGGAAAUGGAAGAAGAAGUACGGUUGAAGAAGCGCAAGCGAAGAAGAAAUGUUGACAAAGAUUCUGUUAAAGAAGAUGGGGAAAAGAUCAAGAAGAGAAGGGGGAGACCUCCUGCCGAAAAAUUAUCUCCAAACCCACCCAAGCUGACCAAACAGAUGAAUGCUAUAGUUGAUACAGUAAUAAACUACAAGGAUAGCUCUGGUCGGCAGCUGAGUGAAGUUUUCAUACAACUUCCAUCUAGAAAAGAAUUACCAGAGUAUUACGAGUUGAUUCGAAAACCUGUUGACUUCAAAAAAAUAAAGGAAAGGAUUCGCAAUCACAAAUACAGAAGUAUAAGCGACCUUGAGAAAGAUGUCAUGUUAUUAUGCCACAAUGCACAGACGUUCAAUUUGGAGGGUUCCCAGAUCUAUGAAGAUUCCAUUGUCCUACAAUCCGUCUUCAAGAGUGCAAGACUGAAGAUUGCUAAAGAGGAAGAGAGUGAAGAUGAUAGCAAUGAUGAGGAAGAUGAAGAGGAUGACGAUGAAUCAGAGUCUGAAUCAAAAUCUGUGAAAGUGAAAAUUAAAUUGAAUAAGAAGGAUGAGAAGACCCGUGACAAAGGAAAAGGAAAGAAACGCCCCGGUCGUGGAAAAGCAAAGCCGGUUGUGAGUGACUAUGACAGUGAUGAGGAUCAAGAUGAGAAUGACCAGUCAGAAGGAAGUGGAAGUGAUGACGAGUGAUCUUCUUAUGGCCCAUUUUUGGGGCAGAAUUCAGUUUCAACCCAUUCUCUGUGUUUUUUUCUAAAAUAAACAAUGGGGUUGUUUCUGUAUGUUCAUCGUUCUAGAAGUUAAACUUAGAAUAGUGUCAAACAAAACUGGUAUCAGUGUGUAAAAAAAAACUAAACAUCCUUUGUAAAAUAUUGUGACCAAUACGGGCCGGCCAACAUGAAACAAGUUUUUGAUGGAAAACUGUGGAUCAAUAAUAUAUUUCUGUGGUCAUGUUCAAUGGGGGGGAAAUGGUUUCUCUCUGUCUGAUUUCAUACAUCGAGGUGCAGCUAUAACAUCGCAAAACUGAAGACAUGAGAUUUUGUAGCAGUGUCUAUCGGGACAAAACAACAAAGUAACUGGUUCUUUUAUUUUUCGUCAGGCAAUUUUUAGCGGUUUUACGUUGCUGUGGUUCAGUAUUUUUUAUUGUUAUUGUAUUUCGUCUUGUUUUUAGUUUCCCAUCAUUAUUGUGGUGCAUGUAUGCAACUUUAAAUGCUAGUUAACCCUUUUGGUGCUGAAUGGGCCAACAGUAUAUUGCUUUGAAUGCAUAGGCUCAAACAGCUCGCUCAAACAGGUGUUAAAUUGCAGUAGUUAUAUUCCAUUAUGUCUCCCUUCCCGUUUUUUCUCCUUCCCUGUUUGUUUUUUCAUUUUACCUUUUUUUAAUUAAAACUAUUUGAUUGCAGUUUGUCUAAAAUCUAUAUAAACUAAAUAAUCAGUUGUUUUUUUUCUUUCGUUUUACUAUUUCUACUUGUUAUGAAGUUUGGAUAAACUUGUUAUUAAGUGUUGCAAAAUAUACUUAGUGUAAUGGAACGCUUAUCUUUGCCCCCCUUCCCUCCUCUCCUUAUUCAUACUGACCUUUGUCACCAAUGUGGAUAAUCAGCUUUUCCCUAAAGUGUACUUAAUCUUUGCUUUCUUUGCACAAUGUCUUUGGUUGCGAUUCAUAAGCCUGAGGCAAAUAAAAUUCCAGCAAUUUUGAGAGAAAAAA